CGGCUCUCUCUUAACGAGGCGUCGGAGAAUAUGCACGAUGUGGUAACUUAGUGUAUGAGUGUACAGCGCCAUUCUUGGACCCGUUGGAUAGCAAGCCCUAAUUGCCCAAAACGGCAUCCCAUCAGUAGCUAGUAGUUAUCACAAAGACCAUUUUUUGGAUGGUAAUCUCUCUCACACAGGCAACAAGCAUUUCUCAAAGCCUUUUUGGACUCUACUCUGCCCUUCCUCAGCUCCGUCUCAGAUUUCGCGAUUCAUAGGCGCCGCCAAAUGCUCGGUUGGCUGCCCAGCGCAGCCGCUAGCCAACAGCCAGACCCACCAGCCUGGUCGGUCGUGCCUAAUUUUGACGGCUCCAGAAGCAGCUGGCAGUCCCUGUCGAUCUGCCAGGCUGCGUUCCUGCAUCUCAGCCAUAUUGCUUGCCAUAUUGCUUGAUUCUGUCUGCGAUUCUCGGAACAGAGGCAUCAGUCACUGCAACCUUUACUGAAUCCAGGGUCACAUGCCCCCCUUUCGAGAGGCGAUUCCCGUACUAACCGUACGAAGAGCUGGAGUCUAAUUCUCGCACCACCAUUCAAUUUUUGUGGCUUUUCGGAUAUUGACCCUGCUAUUCUGAAAUUACCCUGAGCCUGGAGGGUCUAUUUUUAAAGAAAGCACUCGCUGUACCAGGCAACGAUCUCCUUAUUUGCUUUUUAUCAACUUCCAUCAGGAGUUUCACGAAAGGAAGAUGAGUAGUAUAAAGGAGAGCUCAAUGGCUCCUGAGCAGCCGCAGGAGGCGUCUGAGCCUUCUGCAGCGCAUCACCAAUGCCAGGAGUUACCUAUAUCAAAACCCAUAACUAAGGAAGAGACCCAGUUGUCUUCUCCUCGUUGUACAGAUACUCCAUUAUCCGAAGAGCCUUCUCCCCCAUCUGCGCCUCCCAGAGACGGGCCCAAGUUGGCAAAGGAAGAAGAGGAGGAAAUGUUUCGCGCCCUGCAAGCCAUAUUCAAGACUGCUGAAGAUGAAGAGGGAAAUUUCGAUGUUAAGGGUUUACUCAAUGUUCUGGAGGAGGCGGACGAAGACACUCGCUACGGCAGGCGGAAUGUGAAUGCUCUCAAGGGUGUCAGGGACAACCUUGGUCUCCUCUGGAGGAGCGGAUCGGAUUACAUGGCCCAAGCUGCGGAGGUAUUAGCGAAUGGAAGCCGGGACCCGGCUUGGCGGGGAGCGUACGGUGAAACCGGUAUAUUGGACUUUUUCCUCCGAGUAAUUGCAACGGAUGACGUGGAGGACGAUAUCUUACUUCACUCUUUGCGAUUAAUCGGAAACUCCUGUGCGGAUACUAAUGAAAAUAGACAGCUUGUCGUUGAUAAGAAUUACACUUUUCCAAUUAUCAACCUCUUCAAAAAUCCUGCGGUGGUUCAUGUUGCUAUCCCUGUUAUAUACAAUAUUUGUGUCGACUUUGAGCCGGCCCAGGCUCAAGUUGCUGAGAACGGAAUUGGAUACAGUCUCCUCACGCUACUCUCCGAUGAUCUAAUCGAAGGAAAUGCUCUUUUAGCGUAUGCUCUCGAACUCCUUGAAACAGCAACUGAACAUGGAGUUGAAAGGGCACCGGAUGCCGCUCUUCCAUUACUUAUCAACCUCGCAACAGAUGAAGACAUAGGCUUUGCUCGGUUUACAACACUCACUAGCUGCCUUGCGUUAUAUCUACAAAGUGAGCGCUUCCAAAAUUUAUGCAUUAUUCGCCGACUUGUCGAAAGGGUGAUUUUACUCCUACGCCGGUCCUACGACCAUCCUCCUCAUGGCCUUUCUCCCGAGGACAUUCAGGUGCUCAUGCAACUACGGCUAAGGAUAAAUCAAGCCCUUUCCGACAUUUCUGCUCUCCCCCUAUUCUCCCAGGCCUAUCCUCUUGACUGUGACCUCUCGGAGACACUGCGCUCUUGGCUCCGGGAACCCGAAGACCAAUUACAAAUAUGCGCUUGUGUCAUGCUUGGGAACCUAGCCCGGGAGGAUAAAAUUUGUGCAUCAAUGGUCAAUGAUUUCGAAGUCCACGUACCCCUGAUAUCAAUUUUAAACGCAGAUGCCAAAGCUGCAGUCCUACACGCCGUUCUCGGGUUCUUAAAGAACCUCGCCAUUGCCACUGACAACAAAGAACCCUUGGCCUCCGCUGGAAUUAUUAAAGCUGUAUCUCGCCUGUGGGCAUUUGAGACUGUUCCUCAGGUCCAGUUUGCCGCAGCCAGUCUCACGCGCCAAGUAAUCGUGUCCUCAUUCAACAACAUUUCCCGUUUGCUAGAACCCUUAUCCUCCGACCCUGAUUCCCCUGCAAAUUCCCGCACUUAUCUCUCUCUACUCCUCUCCCUUUUUGAAAAGUCAGACACGACCCCAAUCAAAAUAGAAAUCGGCCGCACGAUCUGCGCCAUAUGCCGCUCCAUAAACCAGCGUCAACAACACGGAGCCGAGGCGGCGAUCGAAGCUUUUGAUCUCGCUGAGCGCCUAUAUAAGCUCCACGAGGAUGUUGCUUGGCCCCUUGGAACGAUGAUAACGCAGACAGAGUGGCCUGUCGUGCAGAGCGAGGGCUGGUUUGCUCUCGCACUGAUGGCGUCGACACCCUCCGGUUCCCUAGCGGUUGUCGAUAGUAUGCAGAACAUGAGCGUUUUCCAGCUGAUCAGUGACACAGUUAAGAUGAUUAUAUCCGAGCCUUCUGGCGGAGAGUCUGUGCAGGAGAAGACAGAGCGGUUGAAGAAAGCGAAAGAUCGGGAUAAUGCGAUUAUUCUUGUGAACGGGUUGCUGAAGAAUAAGCCAGCAACACUACCCGGCGCAAGAAGGGAGAUGCUUGAGGAUCUCAUGCGGGAUGUCGCAGAAACUUACUUUGUUGAAUAAAUCUACCGCGGAAUACGGCUUUGAAGUGCUCAUACACUAUACACACUGCGCAUUUUUUGAAUGCAUCGUAUCUGGCGUAAUUGAUUUCUUGACGUUCAUAUAUCACUUUCUCCACUUGGUUAAUUAACGAAGUUAUGAGUUUGAGAGUGUUUAUUCCCUUGUUUGUUCGCUAUUUCUCAUAUGCGUAUAGAAGGUAUUCUAUUCCAUCUGGGCCUUCCACUCCUUUUUAUACAUAUUUUAUUUCUUUUCUUAUACAAGUUUCCUACGUCGCAUUUACAUCGAGUUUCCAGCCAUUUGAGCCGCUCCAUAUCCAUUUGAUUGAGCAUAGCGUGUGCGGUCUAAAAGUAAAAUGACCUGCAUUUGGUUCGAUUUCAGCUUUCCUUUUACCUCCACAAACAAACAGGAAAACAUUAUACUAACCAUUGUGAAUGAAGAAUGUUCGAUGCAAUGGUCAAUAUAAUAUCAGGCUAAAAGGAACACAUAUUUAUCCAUGCAUUUAUAUACAUAAUAUGAACGAAUGUACACAGAAAAAUAUUGAAUUCGCGUCUAGGGAAUCAAGAAAAGAAAUGGAAGAAAGAAAGAAGAAAGAAAGAAAGAAAGAAAAAAGAGGGCAUAAAUCACGCCCUAUAAACAUUGAGUGAGGAUUACCGGACACAUUCAGCAGUCCAUGAUCAAAGCCUUCCAGCCAGCCAGCUAAGUCAUUAAACCGAGGCCCUAUCCCCAUCCCCACCACCGCUCCCCGUCUCUGCUUCAGCCACCCUGCUCCUCCUCUCCCGCAACUUCUUCUCUAUCCUCAUAAACUCCCGAAUCCCUACCGGGAUAUCGGCGAACAGGUCGUCGUCCAAAUCACCAAUACCGUUGCCAUUAGCACUAGCCCAAUUCACCUCCGACCCACCACCAUCAUCAUCCAUACUCAUACUAGCACUCUCCACCUCCUUCCGCGGCUUAUGUCGUAUUUCCCCGACCGCAACGAUAUCGCCCCCUUUCUCAGCAAUAAUAGUCCCCUUCUUCCCUUUCGCCUUCCGUUUUCGCCUCUCCUUCUUUAGUUGUUUUCCCUUCCUCUUUGCCUCCCUCACCCGCUCCGCCCACCCCUCAACGUCAUCUCGAUAGUCAUCCCAGACGCAAUGGACACAGCCGCUCAUGCAGCAGUUAUCGGGUUCCUGGGGGCGGGGAGGGAUGGGAAUGCCGUAGAUGACGCGCCAGGUGGAUUCAGGCGUGCGGCUGCCGG
Blastomyces dermatitidis ER-3 is the source of this 4073-nucleotide messenger RNA. RefSeq names its product GTP binding protein. Gene Ontology annotation, cellular component: cytosol. The record is from RefSeq and is a predicted model, not a curated record. Gene Ontology annotation, biological process: positive regulation of GTPase activity. The transcript is spliced from 6 exons. Gene Ontology annotation, molecular function: guanyl-nucleotide exchange factor activity. Lineage: Eukaryota; Fungi; Ascomycota; Eurotiomycetes; Onygenales; Ajellomycetaceae. The coding region runs from base 719 to 2845 and encodes 708 amino acids.